Schistosoma turkestanicum is the source of this 726-nucleotide messenger RNA. NCBI's taxonomy places the organism in Eukaryota, Metazoa, Platyhelminthes, Trematoda, Strigeidida, Schistosomatidae. The record is from the annotation of a GenBank genome assembly.
AAAACCCUUGAACUCAUCCUCAUAAGAUAAGUUUGUCGAAGAAUAGGUCGAUUAGAAUGUCAGAUGAAAUUGACGAUAAAGAACAAGGAAAUACUCAAUUAUCAGCUUCUGUGCUUUCAGAUAUAAGCAUAUUAAAUAUAGCUAAAGCAUUAACUGAAAAUGAUAUGAGAGUAUUUCUAUUAUUAAAUAUACCAUUAACAACUUGUAUUAAUAAUUAUGAAGAAAUGCGUACAUUUAAUCAACGUGAAGCAGCAUUUAGUCAAAAAACAUUAAUGUAUUGGAAAAAGCUACGUGAAACAGUUAAAGAUGAUAUAAAAAUAGCUGAAUUAGAAUAUGCCUUAAGACAAUCUGAUCAUAAAGAAUUAGCCGAUAUAUUGGUUGAACGAAAUCGUAUGAAUUUAGAAAUUACACGAGAUUUAUUACAGAAGUAAAUCGCUCUAAAAACAUUUCUCUCAUUGACAAAUAUAUAUAUACGUAUACGGUAACGAUGUCAGUGUGUUUUUUCUGUAUUAAUACAUUGAUUUUCUCUUAUAUCAUCAGUAUACUUUCGUAGAAUUCAUGUUGUUUUCGUAUUGUAUCUAUUUCAAGUUGAUCAUUUCUAUUCAGUGUAUUGCUGUAAAUUUAUUGUUGAUUCUUUUUAAAUAAACACCACUAACAUCUGUGAUACAAAUCUCUAAGAAAAUGUCAAUUAUGUAAUUAUGGACUGUUUGUAUUUUGUAUUUUUUC